AAAUUCCGUCUUCAAAAUUUAUACCUAUAAAUACUUACUUAAUUCAGAAUUAUUAAGAAUUGCUCCUAGUUUUGAACCAAAAAAGAAUUGUUCUUCUCUUUUCCUUUUGCUUCAUUGCAAUCUGGUGGAGCCACUGCCAUUGUUAAAACUUUCACAACCUCAAAGAUUACUCCAAUCCAAGGGAUUUAUUAGUUUCAGAAAAGGUUGCAGUAAUUCAAAGCGGAAACGAAGAACGACUAAAGAAGAUGGAAGCGCAAAACUCUGAACAAGGACAUAUAAUUGAAGUACAUAGAGAUGUCCCAGCAGUAGGGACAAGCCUGGGAAGAAAUACGAUUUGUGGAGGCGCACCAUGUGGGUUUAAUGAUGCUCAAACCAGUUCUAAAGAUGCUAAGGAACGUACAGCCUCUAUGCGUAAACUUUUGAUGGCAGUAGUGCUUUGUGUUGUCUUUAUGAGCGUAGAAGUGGUUGGAGGCAUUAAAGCCAACAGCCUUGCAAUCCUAACUGAUGCAGCUCAUCUCUUGUCAGAUGUUGCAGCAUUUGCAAUCUCCUUGUUCUCCCUUUGGGCAUCAGGGUGGGAGGCAACUCCACGUCAAUCUUAUGGAUUCUUCAGGAUUGAAAUUCUUGGUGCCCUUGUGUCCAUCCAGAUGAUAUGGCUUCUAGCUGGCAUCCUUGUUUAUGAAGCCAUAGCUAGACUUAUCCAUGAUACUGGUGAAGUUCAAGGCUUUCUCAUGUUUGCAAUUUCUGCAUUUGGUCUAGUUGUUAAUAUUGCUAUGGCUCUCCUGUUGGGUCACGACCAUGGGCAUCACCAUGGCCAUAAUCAUGGCCAUGGUGGGAAUGAUCAUGAUCACCACGAUCAUAGUCAUAGCCGUGACAGUGAACCACAUAAUCACGGAUUAAGUAUAACUUCUCACCAUCACCACCACCACCAUGAUCAUGGCUCAAAUUCUAAACUAGAUAAUGACCAUCAUCAUCAUACACAUGAAGCUGACCAUCUAGAGCCUUUGCUUAAGAAUAGUGAAAAAAAGUCAGAAAGUGAAGCACCUCAGAAGAAGGAACGGAACAUCAAUGUUCAAGGGGCUUAUCUUCAUGUCUUGGGGGAUUCCAUUCAGAGUAUUGGAGUGAUGAUUGGUGGAGCAAUUAUUUGGUACAAGCCUGAGUGGAAAAUAAUUGAUCUGAUAUGCACCCUUGUGUUCUCCAUCAUUGUGCUGGGAACAACCAUCAGGAUGCUACGAAACAUUUUGGAAGUUCUUAUGGAGAGCACACCCCAAGAAAUCGAUGCCACAAGGCUAGAGAAGGGUUUAUGCGAGAUGGAUGAGGUUGUUGCCAUACAUGAACUGCACAUUUGGGCUAUAACUGUUGGUAAGGUGUUAUUAGCUUGCCAUGUAUUAAUUAAGCCUGAAGCUGAUGCUGACAUGGUAUUGAACAAGGUUAUAGAUUACAUCAAGAGAGAUUACAAUAUCAGUCAUGUGACUAUUCAGAUAGAACGCCAGUGUGAAUCCAUGGCGCAGUAGCCAUGCCAAACGGAUAGAAUAGAAACUAUCAGGAGUUAUGAACUGUUAAUUUUAAUGGCGAGUGUUACCCUCAAUUUUUUUUAAAAAAAAUUCCGGUAGUUGAACUGAGAACCUAGUAAA
Molecule: messenger RNA, 1631 nt
Organism: Gossypium raimondii (Peruvian cotton)
Lineage: Eukaryota; Viridiplantae; Streptophyta; Magnoliopsida; Malvales; Malvaceae
Product: metal tolerance protein 1
Exons: 4
Coding region: 246-1511 (421 amino acids)
Biological process (GO): zinc ion transmembrane transport
Cellular component (GO): plasma membrane; vacuole
Molecular function (GO): zinc ion transmembrane transporter activity
Source: RefSeq, a predicted model, not a curated record